UGCCGUUUAUACGAAUACCUAUGUACUUUAUAUCUUAAAUGUACUUCGAUCUUGCAAUAUCACGCACCAGGACACUGUCUGCAGUAGAAAUAGCAAACAACAAUGCUACGACGUCACAGGAUUGUUACACUGAAAACUAAGCCAUGAAUUUCGGAGCCUCCGCUAAUACGCUUUUGUUAUUCGGUGCUUGUGAUGAGGGCGACUAUGAGAGCGUAAAAAAGAUUCUCGAGCCCACUGGGACCGAACCGGGAAGGCAGUCGAAAACACGUUUGGAUUCCGUCUCGGAAUGCAGUGUGGACAGAGUGCGAGGAGAAGUAUGUUGUGUACAGGUCGAUUCCACCGACGAAGAAGGUAACACAGCCUUGCAUUUUGCCGCAGCAAGCGGGCACGAACAUUUAGUGAGAUUUUUACUUCGAAAAGGGGCGUCUGUGGACAGCUGGAAUAAUUACGGCUGGACUCCGCUUAUGCAGGCAGCAAGGUUUGGGCAUUUAAAUGUGGCUCACAUCUUGCUUGAGAAUGGGGCAGAGAUCAAUGGCAGGAAUCGACUGGGAGCUAGCGUGCUUGCUAUGGCAGCCCGUGGAGGUCACACACAUGUUGCCCAACUCCUCCUUGAGAAUGGAGCUUUUGUUGAUGACUUUGAUCACCUUUUUGCAGCUGAAAGGACUAACAUUGUGAACAGUGGUAACCACAGUGAUGAUGGAAAGAGCUUUUUGCAUAUCACAUCCUUAAUGGUUAGUGCUCAGCAGGGCCACGAGGCCAUGGUUAAACUUCUUUUGGAGUGGGGAGCUGAUGUGAACUUUUCACAGAAGACCACAGGAUGGAGUGCACUAAUGUUAGCCACAUUAAGUGGGAAGGCUAGUAUAGCUCAGCAUCUGGUUGGAAGAGGUGCUGAUCCUGACCACCUCAAUAUUCUGUCUAAAACUGCUUUUGAAUUGGCACUGCAACUUAAACAUAAAGAUGUGAAGUGCUACCUUGACUCCAUCACCACAGUUCGUCCACAACCAGAAAAUGAGAAGAAAAGGCCGGAUGUUUUUGCUGCCCUGAAGCUAGGAAAUGCUCAGCUGGUGAAAGAGAUACUAGAAGAGGAUUCAUCUCAGGUGAACAUGGCUAAUGCAGAUGGUGCAACACCUUUGAUGAUUGCUUCUGUAAGUGGACAGCUGGGGGUAGUACAGCUGCUGGUGGAGAAGAAUGCAGACAUCGACAAACAGGAUGGAGUGCAUGGCUGGACAGCUCUUAUGCAGGCCACAUAUCAUGGAAAUAAGGAUGUGGUAAAAUAUCUCCUAAAUCAAGGAGCAGAUGUAAAUCUAAAGGCCAAGAAUGGAUACACAACCUUUGACCUCGUCAUGCUUUUAAAUGACCCAGACACUGAAUUAGUGAGGCUGUUAGCUGCUGUGUGUAUGAUGGUGGAUAAAGACAAGAGUAAGCCAAGAGACAAGAUCUGUACCAAGAAACAUCUGUCUCCCAAUAAACCUGCACCACCAGAUGAUAAAGGAGGCCUAAAGUCCUGGUGGAAUCGGAUGUCUAAUCGUUUUCGUAGGCUAAAGCUGACACACACACUAAGGCAUGGGCUCUCUUCCAAUCGUUUAGCACCAUUUUAUUAUUAUCCAGAUGCUCUGCUGGAUACUACGAUGAGGGCAGAGGGCAGAACAGGCACGAGCAGUCCCCCUGCUAAAGCCACCACUAUGAAUGACAUCUCCAUUGCAUGGCCUCCUAACAGAAAUGACCAGAGUUUUGGUAGAACCAGCAGUGAGAAAGAUGACUUCCUUAUUACAACAAUGUUGAGAAACGGUGCACCUUUGACACGCUUGCCUAGUGACAAGCUUAAAGCAGUUAUCCCACCAUUCCUGCCUCCAUCCAAUUUUGAGUCGUGGAACUCAGACCAUUCACGGGUUAUGAAAGAGGGAUCCAGGGCAAACGAGCAACCACGCCUGGCUAUGCCUCAAAGACCAAGCAAAGCCAGUUUUAACAACAGUGGAAACUCUGAUAUAACAUCCAUAAGUCGAGUAGUGAGCAGAUCCAUGAAGUUUCCCAGUAUUAGUAAGGUACCCUCUUCCUCCCCCUCUAAUUCGGGCAACUAUAACUCUCCUCACUCAUCAGGUGGCUCCAACGGAGUGGGAGCUGUCACUCGACAUGCUUCAGACUUACACAGCCGUUCAGGGGGCAGUGUAUCUGACAGUGUUUUGUCUCAAAUUGUUGCCCAAAAAAAAAGAAAUGCAGGCCUUCUUGAUGUCAAAGCUCUAGCCCCAGAGGCUACUCCUGCCCCCACACCCCAGCCACCAGUGCCUGAUAUUAGCUUACCCAGCAUCCAAAACAACCCCAGUCUGGUGGCUAAUGACUUGCACUCUAGAUGGAAGCUGGAGGCAAAGAAGAGGCCACAGUCUGGUAAUUCCUUCACAUCCAAGAGUACAUCUUCCACCCUGACACCAUCUCCAUCCCCAACACCCAAACCUCUAAUUGCAGAAACCAUCUAUUCAAGCUCUUCUCAGCUGCGUUCUAAAAGUAGUGGUGGGUCCAGCAGUGGUACCAUCACUGAUGAGGAUGAGCUCUCAGGGAUACUGAAGAAACUUUCCUUGGAAAAGUAUCAGCCCAUUUUUGAAGAACAAGAGGUUGACAUGGAGGCCUUUUUGACUCUGACUGACAGAGAUCUGCAAGAGCUUGGGAUUACAACAGAUGGGCCCAGACAACAGAUCCUAGCAGCAAUCUGUGAACUUAACGCUGGCAAGGGAAGAGAAAGACAGAUACUGCAGGAAACAAUGCACAGUUUCCAGUCAUCUUUUGGGAGUAGUGCAAGCAACCAGCAACCUCCAGAAUCUUUGAACUCUCCAACAGUUUGGGAAAGACAUCAGCUGCAGACCUUUACCAAGAGGUAACACCUUUGGCCAGAUGAAGGAUUAAUUCUUUGACCAAUUUUACAGUUCCAGUAGAGUUUUUUCAGUUUAUAUAAAACAUUUUAGUUGCUGAUGUGCCAAAGUGGACUUACUAAAGACUCCGUCUGCCCUCCUUAUUACAUUAAAUGCAAUAAUACACUGAUCAGCCAUAACAUUAAAACCACCUCCUUGUUUCUACUCUC
Molecule: messenger RNA, 3070 nt
Organism: Trichomycterus rosablanca
Lineage: Eukaryota; Metazoa; Chordata; Actinopteri; Siluriformes; Trichomycteridae
Product: ankyrin repeat and SAM domain-containing protein 6-like
Exons: 16
Coding region: 144-2870 (908 amino acids)
Biological process (GO): innate immune response
Cellular component (GO): nucleus; cytoplasm
Molecular function (GO): protein binding
Source: RefSeq, a predicted model, not a curated record